Molecule: messenger RNA, 312 nt
Organism: Maudiozyma barnettii
Lineage: Eukaryota; Fungi; Ascomycota; Saccharomycetes; Saccharomycetales; Saccharomycetaceae
Gene: HHF2
Product: histone H4
Exons: 1
Coding region: 1-312 (103 amino acids)
Biological process (GO): nucleosome assembly
Cellular component (GO): nucleosome
Molecular function (GO): structural constituent of chromatin; protein heterodimerization activity; DNA binding
Source: RefSeq, a predicted model, not a curated record
AUGUCCGGUAGAGGUAAAGGUGGUAAAGGUCUAGGUAAAGGUGGUGCUAAGCGUCACAGAAAGAUCCUUAGAGAUAACAUUCAAGGUAUUACAAAGCCAGCUAUUAGAAGAUUAGCAAGAAGAGGUGGUGUUAAGCGUAUCUCUGGUUUAAUCUACGAAGAAGUCAGAGCUGUUCUAAAACAAUUCUUAGAAUCUGUCAUCAGAGAUGCUGUUACUUACACUGAACACGCUAAGAGAAAGACUGUUACUUCUCUAGAUGUCGUCUACGCUCUAAAGAGACAAGGUAGAACUUUGUACGGUUUCGGUGGUUAA